Dipodomys ordii (Ord's kangaroo rat) is the source of this 1316-nucleotide messenger RNA. It is a transcript of the gene Galt, whose product is annotated as galactose-1-phosphate uridylyltransferase. Gene Ontology annotation, cellular component: cytoplasm. The coding region runs from base 11 to 1147 and encodes 378 amino acids. Gene Ontology annotation, biological process: beta-D-galactose catabolic process via UDP-galactose, Leloir pathway. NCBI's taxonomy places the organism in Eukaryota, Metazoa, Chordata, Mammalia, Rodentia, Heteromyidae. The record is from RefSeq and is a predicted model, not a curated record. The transcript is spliced from 11 exons. Gene Ontology annotation, molecular function: UDP-glucose:hexose-1-phosphate uridylyltransferase activity; zinc ion binding.
GGGUGGCCUCAUGCUGCCCAGCGGAAUCGACCCCGAGCAGCGCCGGCAGGCGUCUGAGGAGGACGCCCCGGCUUCAGUCUUCCGGGCCAGCGAGCAUCAGCAUAUUCGCUACAACCCGCUGCAGGAUGAGUGGGUGCUGGUGUCAGCUCAUCGCAUGAAGCGGCCUUGGCAAGGACAGGUGGAGCCCCAGCAUGUGGAAACAGUGCCCCGCCAUGACCCUCUCAACCCUCUGUGUCCUGGGGCCGUGAGGGCGAAUGGCGAGGUAAAUCCCCACUAUGAUGGCACCUUCCUGUUUGACAAUGACUUCCCAGCUCUGCAGCCUGAUGCUCCUGAUCCAGGUCCCAGUGAUCACCCCCUUUUCCGAGCAGAGGCUGCCAGGGGAGUUUGUAAAGUCAUGUGCUUCCACCCCUGGUCGGAUGUGACACUGCCACUCAUGUCGCCCCCUGAAAUCCGUGCUGUCAUCGAUGCGUGGGCCUCAGUCACAGAGGAGCUGGGUGCUCAGUACCCUUGGGUGCAGAUCUUUGAAAACAAAGGGGCUAUGAUGGGCUGUUCUAACCCCCACCCCCACUGCCAGGUGUGGGCUAGCAGUUUCCUGCCAGAUAUUGCUCAGCGUGAGGAGCGGUCUCAGCAAGCCUAUCAGAGUCAGCAUGGAGAGCCUCUGUUAGUGGAGUAUGGCCGCCAGGAGCUCCUUAGGAAGGAACGUCUGGUUCUAACAAGUGAGCACUGGUUAGUGCUGGUCCCCUUCUGGGCAGUGUGGCCCUUCCAGACUCUACUACUGCCCCGGCGGCAUGUGCGGAGGCUGCCUGAGCUGACCCCUGCGGAGCGGGAUGAUUUAGCCUCCAUCAUGAAGAAGCUUUUGACCAAGUAUGACAACCUAUUUGAGAUGUCCUUUCCCUACUCCAUGGGCUGGCAUGGGGCUCCUACAGGAUCAGAAGUUGGGGCCAAGUGGGACCACUGGCAACUGCACGCUCAUUACUACCCUCCACUUCUGCGCUCUGCGACUGUCCGGAAAUUCAUGGUUGGCUAUGAAAUGCUUGCCCAGGCCCAGAGGGACCUCACCCCUGAGCAGGCUGCAGAGAGAUUAAGGGCACUUCCUGAAGUACAUUACCAGUUGAAGGCGAAUAAGGAAACAGCAGCUGUCAUCUGACCACACUGACCACAGGGCCUUGAAGCUUUCUGGCUGAGAGAACUGGAGUUUGGGCAGAUGCAGUAUCAAUAAAACUGCUUCUUGAGCUCUAACCACCUAUUGUGAUAUCAGAGGAAUAUGAUCUCUACCACCUUUAGAGAUCUGAGAUUAAAGGCUAAAUGUUCUUCUA